This is a messenger RNA of Venustampulla echinocandica, 3912 nucleotides long. RefSeq lists its product as uncharacterized. Lineage: Eukaryota; Fungi; Ascomycota; Leotiomycetes; Helotiales; Pleuroascaceae. The record is from RefSeq and is a predicted model, not a curated record. The coding region runs from base 1 to 3912 and encodes 1303 amino acids. The transcript is spliced from 3 exons.
AUGGCAACUGAAGCCACUCCUGGGAAUCUUGCGACGUCGAAUACUCCCUCUGAUAAUGAGCUGAACACCACCCAAACCACGAGCAACGAUGUCUCCCCGACUGAACAACCUCUUGUAAAUGGGAAGGCGAAUACCGAUAAAGAUGAGACUAAGCAAGAUGUUGAGCCUGUCGAAGCAGCCCUCACCUCAGCGGAGGUCAGCGUUAGUGGAGGAUCGGAUACUGAAGCUUCGAAAGCGGAAACCUCGAAAACCCAGGUAGAUGAGAAGGGUCAUCUCCGAACCGCCUCGUCUGUGAAGAAAGCCAUCUCAUUCAAACCAGUCUCGGUCAAUAAGACUUUCCUUGCGGCCAAAAGCGCGACUGCUUCCACAACUUUGAAGCUUGGUGACAAAGGAUCCCCUGGAGUUAUGUCGCCCCAAAGCGGAACUUCUGCAAGCUCGACACCUAGACCUCGAUUGGUUGCAAAGGCUGCGAGUGGUCUCCGUGAUUCGGCUCCUCGAACCUCCAGCAUUUCAAAUGGUGGCAAACCUGGCGCAGCUCCAGACCCAAGCGCUGUGUGGAACAAAAACCGACCUGCGCCUCCUCCAGAACCAAAACGAUUUACUGACGAAGAGCUGAAGCAACGAUAUGGUAUUCAUUUAGCUACCAGACUUCAGUCGGACGAUCCGGGAAGGGAGAAGAACUGGGCAGACAUCGACGACGACGAUGACGAUUGGGCGCCAGAGACUAUUGAGUGGACUGAUGGUACUAAGAUAACUCUACCCCACCCUGACGAGACGCCCGCUCCUACUCCAGAGCCUGCUCCAGUACCAUUGGUGCAAGAUACAAGACCGGUUGAAGUACCGAAGUCAAAAUCGCCGGCCCCUAUAGAUAAAUCGGGAUCACCAACCGUCAAACCUAGUGGACUCGGGUCUGGUAGAGCCGGCCUUAUCCUCAAAGGUGCUACGGAAAAGCCAACACUGGUUGCAAAGCCUCCUGGACCCCCUACUCCAGUCAAAUCACCAUGGGCAUCGUUGCCACCUGUAGACAAGGUGCCGCCUAUUGCGAUAGACACUCCUCAAAACCAGCCCCAACAGCAGAGCCGUUUCAGCCAAAGAGAUCCUCAUGGCUUCCAAGGCAUGCCGCCUCCCGCAAAGGAAAUUGCUGCAGACGACUUUAGCCGAUCAUGGAGAGAUGGCAGUGCGAAUACAAGCAGAGAGCUAUACAAUUCACAAUCUGGCAGAUACGAGCCAGUUAAUGAUGGUCGAAGAGGGUCGACUCGCAAUGAUCCACAUUCGAGGCAACCUGCGGUUCUACAGCGACCAGCACACGAUGGCCCUGCGGAGCCUUCAGCUGCAUUCCAGACGCAUCGUGCUGGUGGCCAAGAUGCUGCCUAUGUCCGCCGCCGCACCUCGUCAAACGUGAGCGGUGGCAGUGGGCACUUUGCAAGACGAAUGAGUCGCGGUCACGAGUUGGCCCCCCAACCUCACGAGAUGUUGAAUGUACGACGAGGCUCGCUGGCGGCGGUAAGCGACGCGCCUUCCUCACCCAGGGGCUUUUCACCUUCAGGUCAACAACCCCAACGCGGCUACCAAAACCAAACCUGGCAGUCUCGCACUUCACAGUCGCCUGUCAUUAGCCAUCCUUCGCCUCAAUCGGUACAUGGUCAAAUUGUUCCCUCUAUCUCAGGCUCAGUGGAUGGCCAGAGCCAGCCAUCGAGUGCCGUUCUCUCUGAAGAGCAAAUCUUCGAAGACCAGAAGAAGCGCAUGCAGAUAGCCCGCGAGCUGGCCAUCAAGCGAAGACAAGAAGAAGAAGCCAAGGAAGAGGCAGCUAAGAGAGAACGCAUUCGCAUCAAAUUGGAAGCCAUGGGUCCGCCUCCCGAAAAGCCAAAGAAGGAGACCCCCAAGCAAGAGAAGGCGGUUCCUACGCAAAUCCAAGUGCGCGAAUCUGCAGAUACAGUCCCUGCGCAAUCUAAGCAGGUCGAGUCGACGGAGGUUGGAAAGGUGAAGUCUUCAGCGCCUCCCGCCACAAGUGCUGGUGAGGUGAAGACUUCGGAGAAGGGUGCCCAAGAUCAUCGCGCCAACGAUGUUCAGGAAGGUGAAUCCGCUGCACCCGGCCGUCAAGGUUCUCAGGACGCCAGGUCUUCCCAAUCCUGGCAAGGCAACUCAGCCCAAGGCUCAGAUCGAUAUCAAGCUCAAGGCCCUUGGGCUCCUCCUGCGCAACAAUCAGCUUCGCGGAGCGUUUGGGGUCCGCCCACCAGCGACAAAACGCUAGGCAACGGCACGUUCAACCCUGAACUGAGCAGAAUACCCAAUAUGCACCCAUCGUCGCUCCCAGGCCCGAUUGGACCUCCAAACUCGAAUCGUGGAAACGAUGGCCAGUUCGCCCGCGGUCGGGGUCGCGAAUUAUACAACUCGAGACCAGCACCUAUCGGCCCGCCGAAUAGGAAUGUCGAUCAACAUACCGAGGAACAACGCCGUCUGGUCUCACAGAGCGGCUGGGCCAAUGCGGCGGAGUCGGUUCAAAAACAAGAUACCCUCAUUCGCCAAAAGCAGGACUUAGAGCUUGCCCAACGCCGAGAACUUGAAGAGCAAGGCGUGGCCCCAGAUAUCGCACAACCAGUGUACAAGGAGACCUGGCGACAAGUUACAUUAAACGAAGAUGGCAGUCGAAGCAAAACAGAAACCGUUCACGCCGAUGUCCAUGAUGCAUCAUCGCAGUUCAAUUCCGGAUGGAAAUCUUACCCAUCUAAGGCGGAGGACGUAGCAACACGAGCCAUAUUCGAUGAGCAAGAUCCAGCUCGCCGCCGUCAUCUCGAUGCUAUUGGCAACACGGCCCAGUCCCAAUUUGCUGAUCCUUGGAGACCAGCAACCAUGAAUGCCUCUCCUCGAGUCCGCGACUCACGAUUCUUCCCAAACAAUCGGGAUAUCCGGCAUGAAGAUCCAGUGGUUCCGUUUGAGCGGCCAGGGUCGCCAUCUCCUCCACCCCCAACCAUGGCAGGUCACCCAGCGUACGAUGGAGAUACCGCACACCCCCAUGUCUCCCUUCCUCGCCCUGCACCUGUCGUCAAACUACCACCGGUGGUUCUUGCCCCGAUCGGUCCCCCGAAACCUACAUCAUUCGCUGCGGCGGUCAUAGCACCUACAGCCCCAUCCGCAAGCCACGCUCCUGGUUAUUCAGGACGACAGGACUACCCUUCUAGAAAUUCUGCCUCUCAUCAAGAUAGUCGACGGGUACCAGAACCAACCGCUGGAGUUUGGCAGGACCGUAUCAAUACUUUGAUUGGACGCAAACACUCACCACCUAAAACGCAUGCUCUUGCUGUCGACUCGUCCAGCAAACAUGCUCUGGAGCUCCCUAAUUCACAGUUUGCGGCUACCGUCUCACUACCUUCGUUAUCCUCUUCGGAAUCAGGGUCCGAUGAUGCGCCAGUUGCUUCGAAACCAGCCGCCGAGGAAUGUUUUGAAGAGCAAGAAAUGGGAUCACUUCCUGUUAUCAAAUUGCCAUCAAACGCUCCUCCCACAGCUUGGGCCCCCGCUGGUUCACCACCAAAGUUCCUGCCUAAGAAGUUCCUAGCUGCUGAUGUUACCAGCGUCGAACCAGUGGAAUUCACGGACUAUGUAAUGAACAAUAGGAUCAACUUCUUGAUUCGCCUUCCUGGAGAAGUAGAGGGAAGACUUGUUUACGGUCCUUUUCUGCGCCAGAAGAGCAACCCAAGACGAGGUGGUGCCCGGGGAGGAACUCCACGCCAAUCUUCAUCAUCACAUCCUCGGGGCGGCAGAGGAAGAGAUGCAUCCAGCGGCUUUCAGUCUCCGAAACCAGAAAACUCAACAGUGGCGUCCGGUAGUAACCCCACUAGCCGUGGCGGUGGCAGAGGUGGCAGAGGAUAUGGCUCGAACUGGAACCGUCACGUUUCUACCCCCGUUCAGACUUGA